This is a messenger RNA of Vicia villosa (hairy vetch), 717 nucleotides long. RefSeq lists its product as uncharacterized. Gene Ontology annotation, molecular function: nucleic acid binding; RNA-DNA hybrid ribonuclease activity. The record is from RefSeq and is a predicted model, not a curated record. The transcript has 2 exons. Lineage: Eukaryota; Viridiplantae; Streptophyta; Magnoliopsida; Fabales; Fabaceae. Bases 1 to 717 code for a protein of 238 amino acids.
AUGGGUAUUGGAGGAAUCAUAAUUUCUCCAGAUAGAAUUCUAGCAGAGUUCAAGUAUUCAAUAGAUGGUAUGUGUACCAACAAUGAGGCUGAAUAUGAAGCCUUAAUAACUGGACUUGAACUACUGCUGGAAUUGGGGGCAAGGAAUGUCGAAAUUAUGGGAGAUUCUGAACUGCUUAGGAGAUUCGACUCAGCGAAUAUUCGACUACCCAGGCAAGAAAAUCAAGAAGCUAAUGAUCUAGCGCAAGAAGCGUCAGGAUAUAAGAGAGGCGGCGAUGAAGAGCGUGUUCAGGUAAGAGAAAAAGUUCGAGCAACUGUGCUAUCCCCCUCAGAUUUGUCUGUAAUAAAAUUAGGGGCAGUCGACGCCGAAAAUUUUGAAAUUUUUAUAGUCGAUAAUGGACAAGAAGACGAUUGGCGUAAGCCAUUGGUGGAAUAUUUGCGAAGCCCUACAGGUUCGACGGAUAUGAAGAUCAAGUACAGGGCUCUUAAUUUCAUUUUGUUGGAAAACGAACUAUUCAAGAAAACAUCCGAAGGAGUGCUGCUUAAGUGUCUAGGAGAGAGCGAAGCUUAUCUGGCCGUAUCGAAUGUACACAGCGGGGCCUGUGGUGCGCAUCAAGUUGGCCACAAAAUUAAGUGGACGCUAAUGCGCUCAAGGGUUUAUUGGCCCUCGAUGUUAAAAGAUUGCAUAGAGUUUGCAAAAGGAAGUCAAGAGUGUUAG